This is a messenger RNA of Loa loa (African eye worm), 1635 nucleotides long. RefSeq lists its product as hypothetical. Bases 1 to 1635 code for a protein of 544 amino acids. The record is from RefSeq and is a predicted model, not a curated record. Gene Ontology annotation, molecular function: RNA endonuclease activity; mRNA binding. Gene Ontology annotation, cellular component: nucleus; cytoplasmic ribonucleoprotein granule. The transcript is spliced from 8 exons. Lineage: Eukaryota; Metazoa; Nematoda; Chromadorea; Rhabditida; Onchocercidae.
AUGCCAGUUGAGGUGGAAGUAGAUGUAUCCACUGAUGUAACCACUGCAAAUACUAGCAAACAUUCAUAUUUGAGACAAAUUUCCGGUGGAGUAACUGUUCCAGUGGUACAAGAUAAUUUUCUCGAACGGUACCAAUUAGUCAGCAGCAAAGGGAGAACAUCUGGCAAUAUGGUGGAAUCACAUGAUUCCUGCUAUUCGAGCUGUUCGGAAGAAUCGCAUAGCUCGUUAUCGCGGGAAUCAUCGGAUAGCAUUGCGAAGAAAAUUGAACAAAUAAGUGUGGCUCGUAGGGAAUUGAAUGCGGUAGAUACAGGAAUUGAACAGCAAUAUCUUUCGAAACAUAGAUUUCUUCAGAACAUAGACUUCGCAACGCGACUCGGAUAUUCUAUGGAACAAUUGGAGACUGUCCUUGGAAAGCUUGGAAUGAGUGCCAGACAGGAUCAGAUACUUGAUGAACUGAUCAAGUUUGGACCUGGAAUGAUGGAUCGAGGUUUGAAAAUGGUUGAAACCAGAUCACCAAACACACUCACCACAGAACUUCGCAGUAUCGUUAUCGAUGGUUCCAACAUCGCUAUAACACACGGCCGCAAAGAGAUAUUUUCUUGUCGUGGUAUACGCGAGUGUGUGCAAUUUUUCCGUAAUCGCGGUCAUACGGACAUAAUUGUUUUCGUUCCGCAGUUUCGACGUGAAUCAGCUCGUUCGGAUUGUCCAAUCACGGAUCAGUAUAUACUUUUCGAACUGGAAAAAGAAAAUGUCGUAGUAUGGACACCAUCGCGUCGCAUCAAUGGUCGUCGGAUUGUGUGUCAUGAUGACCGCUAUAUCCUGAAGACAGCGGAAGAAAAGGAUGCAGUAAUAGUAAGUAAUGAUGAGUAUCGAGAUUUAAUCAAGGAAAAUCCACAGUAUCGCACGCUGGUCGAUGAAAGGCUUUUGAUGUAUUCAUUCGUUGAUGGCAGGUUUAUGCCACCCGAUGAUCCACUUGGAAGACAUGGACCAAGGUUGGCAGAAUUCUUGACGAAGGGGAAUCGACAAUCUCAAUCUCAAGUUUGUCCGUAUGCACGGAGAUGUACAUAUGGGAAUAAAUGCAAGAUACCACAACCAUUUCCAGAUGAUACAUCCCAACCAAUUGCAAUUCCUCAUGAACUUAUGGACCAUCCAGCGGUCACUCCAACACAAAGCUUGAAUAUAUCAGCAUCGAAGAAAAUGACUACAUAUGACGACGAUAAGAGGCAGAUGCGGGACUCAAUGAAUUAUUAUCAGAAGGAAGCAACGCAACUCCUAUCUCCUCUACCGCCCUCUCAACUUUCUGUUUCUAGUUUCCAACAAACAACCGCUCCAUUUCUACAGAAUCUACCACUAUUACUAAGCUGGACUCAUCAAAUUAGAGACCAGGAUUGCUCCGCCUUAUCGAAUGAUUCCCCAAAAGUGGCAAAUCCAAAGCCUUUCUUACCCUUACCGCCUAUAAUCAGACGUAAUUCUUCUGCAACAAAUCUUGCCCAUUAUUGUUACAGUAGCACGACAAUACCUCCUGCUUAUCAACCCUACCCAUACAUCAGACUUACCCUACCGGAAUGGCAAGUUUCCUUCAAAGCGCUUUUAAUUUCUCCUUUCCAUAAGACUGCAAAAAACAAUAAGAACUGA